AGUUGUGCUCUGUAUUUGACACCCACAUAGCGUGUUUUUAGUUAUAAUAUUUCGAAGAAAGUGACCAAAUAUUUGCUAGAAUGAGGGUGUUACACAUUGUAGCGCUUGCAGCGCUGACUGUAGCGGUCAACUACCGCACCACUGUGAAGCAGCAGACAGAGAUCACACCACAGAUUACAUCUCUCACCGACAAGGAUGCCAGAAGAAAAGCAUCUGUACAUCCUCUGUUUGCUAACGCUGGACGCCAGGCUGGAGUUGAGGUCUGGAGAAUAAAGGAUUUCAAUCCGGAAGUGGUAUCACAGAGAGACUACGGCAAGUUCUACAAGGGAGACUCUUACAUCAUACUCAAGACAACAGCGGAUAAGAAGAAUAAGCUGUCCUGGGACAUAUACUACUGGAUAGGCAGUGAGUCCACGCAAGACGAGUCGGGGGCCGCGGCUAUAUACAGCGUCGGCCUCGAUGACAAGUUCAACGGUGCUGCUGUACAGCACAGGGAGACACAAGGAUAUGAAAGCCAGCAAUUCACGGCCUUAUUCCCAUCUGGUGUACAAUACCAGAAUGGCGGAUACCCUACAGCAUUCCGUCACGUGACCACCAAUGCUGGAGCCGAGAAGCGCCUCAUCCAAGUCAAGGGCAGGAGAAACGUACGGGUUCGCCAAGUGGACCCGAGCAUCUCGUCAAUGAACAAAGGCGACUGCUUCAUCCUGGAUGUGGAUCAUGACGUUUAUAUAUAUGUGGGCCCCAACUCCAGGAAUGUGGAGAAGCUGAAGGCGGUCUCUGUUGCUAACCAGAUCAGAGAUCAAGACCAUGUGGGUCGAGCUCGGGUUGAAACCAUAGACCAAUACUCCAGCGACGUGGAUGUUCAGAAGUUCUUCACUGCUCUUGGCUCCGGUGCUAAGGACAGCGUGCCUGACGCCACCGCCGGUGGUGAUGACCAGAGCUUCGAGAGGAACGAAGAACAGAAUGUAAUUUUAACUGAAGUGUCCGACAGCAGCGGGAAAUUGGUAGCGACACCCGUGUCGAGACCAUUCCGACAGGAACAACUCAAAAAGCAGGACGUGUACAUAUUGGACACCAUCAGCGGGGGCGUGUACGUGUGGGUCGGGAAACAAUCCUCAGAGAGGGAAAAAACUGAAGCUUUGACAAAGGCCCAACAGGUUAUAACAUCAAAGAGCUAUCCGUCUUGGGUGAAAGUAACCCGUAUACCUCAGGGAACAGAGCCAGCUAUAUUCAAACAGUACUUCACCACGUGGAGAGAUGUCAACAUGUCGCAUUCUAGAGUCAUCUAGUCAUGUUUGACUUACUGGUUAAAAAU
Molecule: messenger RNA, 1315 nt
Organism: Achroia grisella
Lineage: Eukaryota; Metazoa; Arthropoda; Insecta; Lepidoptera; Pyralidae
Product: gelsolin-like
Exons: 12
Coding region: 81-1289 (402 amino acids)
Biological process (GO): barbed-end actin filament capping; actin filament severing; actin polymerization or depolymerization
Cellular component (GO): actin cytoskeleton; cytoplasm
Molecular function (GO): actin filament binding; phosphatidylinositol-4,5-bisphosphate binding
Source: RefSeq, a predicted model, not a curated record